Messenger RNA from Neocloeon triangulifer, 1030 nucleotides. It is a transcript of the gene ATPsynB, whose product is annotated as ATP synthase subunit b, mitochondrial. Bases 120 to 884 code for a protein of 254 amino acids. Gene Ontology annotation, molecular function: proton transmembrane transporter activity. The record is from RefSeq and is a predicted model, not a curated record. The transcript has 5 exons. Lineage: Eukaryota; Metazoa; Arthropoda; Insecta; Ephemeroptera; Baetidae. Gene Ontology annotation, biological process: proton motive force-driven ATP synthesis.
CUCGUCAUCUGCCAUUUUUGAGAAAUUUAAAUUUGGCGCGCUAGCCGCGCUAGCGUUUGGUUGACUACUCUGGGCCGAUCGAUCGUCAUUUUUCUUCUCACUGCUGGCCGGAGAAGAAAAUGGAAUCAGUCGGUAUGCUGAGCCGUAUUUUGGCCAGAUCAGCCGCCCCUCGGGGUGUGAUCGUGCGCAGCUUCCGAACGAGCGCACCCGCAGUGUCCGCCGUCACCGAGGGCCCUGAGCGUGAUGUUAAGAACUUCCCCAGGCCUGUGCGCCCCAUUUACCCAGGCAAAGUGCGAAUGGGUUUCAUCCCUGAAGAAUGGUUUGAGCUGUUCUACAAGAAAACUGGUGUCACUGGUCCAUACAUGUUCGGUGUGAGUUUCUUGACCUACCUAUGCAGCAAGGAGAUUUACAUCAUGGAGCACGAGUACUACAACGGCCUGUCCCUUGCCCUCCUUUGCAUCAUUGGUGUUAAGAAGUUGGGACCUAGCAUUUCUGCUUGGCUUGACAAGGGAAUCGAUCAAUACGAAAACUCAUGGGAGGAGGGCCGCAAGAAUCAGCUCCAGACCUUGCAGGAUUCGAUUGAGGCUGAAAAGAAGGAGCAGUGGCGCGCAGAGGGUCAGACCCUGCUUUUCGAGGCCAAGAAGGAGAACAUCGCCCUCCAGAUUGAGGCAGCAUACCGUGAACGCCUCAUGCAGACUUACUCGGAGGUUAAGAAGCGUUUGGACUACCAGGUGGAGACCCAGAACAUUGAGACGCGCAUUUCGCAAAAGCACAUGACCCAAUGGAUCGUGAACAAUGUGCUCAAGUCCAUCACUCCACAGCAGGAGAAGGACUCUCUCAAGAAGUGCAUCUCCGACCUCAAAGCUCUUUCAGCCGUUGCAUAAAUUGCCAGUCAGGCUUUGUUGUAGAAAUGCCAUCUUUCUUAGAACGAAAUCCGGAAAAUUUAUUUGUUGCUUUUCACAAUCCUUUGUUGUAAACCAAGUUGAAAGCAAAACCUGUCUGUACAUGUUAUAAAAAACAAAAACUAGAA